Molecule: messenger RNA, 1580 nt
Organism: Aureobasidium pullulans EXF-150
Lineage: Eukaryota; Fungi; Ascomycota; Dothideomycetes; Dothideales; Saccotheciaceae
Exons: 1
Coding region: 23-1474 (483 amino acids)
Source: RefSeq, a predicted model, not a curated record
CCUUCCUCCAAACACUUCCACCAUGAAGCCCUUCGUGCUCCAAUCUAUUCACAAAAUGCCGCCUAAACCACCUGCCAGGGAGCGCAUGCGUCAAUUGAACAACCUCGACGCUUUCCGAGAGCUGGACUCUAGGCUGCAGUGGUACCGGGAAUACGACAACAUGAAGGAGGAAGAAUCAUACUCACCGUCUGUUCCUUCUCAUCAACCCGGACAAGCAAGCGUCGAUAACGACUACUUCGGCUGGACUGCAGACGACGACAGGUUCGCCCAAUCAACACUUCGACGUCGUACAUUCUCACGCAAGCACGAAGAGGAAGAAGACGACUUCGAAAGAGACCGCGCCGAGGACUUACGGUAUAACGCUAUUGCGGAAAAGAUACGGGCCACCCACUCCCGCAGAGCUCAACGCCCACCAGAGCACCACGCGAACCCGAGAGACAGUACCAUUCCAGGCGCUGGGCAAGAACAUGUUCUGAUUGAUCGCUUCCAAGACUCACCACCUGAGAUUGUUGGAGGAGACCAUCCGCUCACCCAGGAUUCUCGCCAACGUCUCGUCGAAUCGUUAGAUCGUUAUGGAGGUGAACGAGGCCGUGGUAUCCCAGAUGCGGAGGACAGCUAUAUUGCAGACCCUCCGCUGUCUGUCAUGCGAAAAUCGAGAGAGAUGCAAACAGUAGACGACACUUCCUUCCUGUCCAUGCACGCCGAAGGAGGGGAAGGCACUCUGACAGUCAUGGACCCGUACACGCAUAAGACUACAGUGCUGAAGAACCUGAACUUGGUAACAAUAGCACUGGUCUCACCGGUACUGGCUUUCAGCUUUGAGGAGUCUAGAAGCGGACCGAAAUGUUCGAUCGAAGACACAUCCCUAGCGGCCGUGAUAUGCAUGCUCCGACACAUCUACACAUGCGAACACUACGUACCCAAUGACUGUCUCCACGACCAGAUGUCCGUCUUACUACACAUAGAGAUCUUCCACCUAGCCUCCGUCUACGACAUCAGCAGUCUGAAAACAAUGGUCAAAGCACGUAUAUUCCUCGAAUUGGAGCUUUCAACCAGCUACCCAGGCCCACCCAACGAUCUCUGCAAAGCACUAGCUUACGCAUACAAGCACCUGCCAAACGAAAACGACAUCACAAAGACACUGGCACACUACUGCAUCACUUGCUUCCUGCAACACAGACUCAACGAAGAUGAACUGUUUACGACUUUUCAUUACAAUUGCCGUCCCUUCCAGCGCGACCUGUGUGUCAUUCUACGCGAAAACAGCUUCGAGGACGAGAGCGCGCCCACGUUGAUACAACUCCCCGUAAAGACUUCAUUCGUCCCCACACGCUGGCCCGUCGUCUUUGACGCGGAUCCUCAGGGGACUAGCGCUUUGGAAGACGAGUUUGACAAUGAAGUCAAGCGCCGCACCGACAUUUCAAGGCUGGACAAACUGAAAAUCCAUUUCCGCGUGACGCUACCAACAAGAUAGAAAAAACAUGAAAUUUUUGGGUGGUGGGAUGCGUGGCAGAGGGAGAGAAAGAAAAAAGGAGAGACGUGAAGGAUAUACAUAUCGCUCGUUUAAGCUUGCUGUCUUC